AACGACUUUGAAGAUCUGCUUUGUGUGUGGGUAUGGGUGUGUGUGUGUGCCCAUAUCCUUUUCUCAAAGGAACCACCACAGGGAAUUUAUCAGGCUUUCUCACUGAGAGUGAUGGUCUAGGCAAAACUCUGUGUUAGCCACUUGGAUAACACUGGCAGCUUCAAGUUGGACAGGCUAUUUUGGGGACUCUUAACUGCUUUCUGGACACCUUUACUGAGCCAAGUGGUGGAAAUGAAAGAUGAGUGACUUUGAAGAAUGGAUUUCUGGGACAUACAGAAACAUGGAAGAAGGUCCUCUCCCUCUGUUGACUUUUGGUACAGCUCCCUACCAUGACCAGAAACCAGGAACCAGUGGAUUACGGAAGAAAACCCAUUACUUUGAGGCAAAGCCAUGCUACCUGGAGAAUUUUAUCCAGAGCAUAUUCUUUUCCAUAGACCUAAAAGAUCGCCAGAGAUCAUCAUUGGUGGUCGGUGGAGAUGGGCGGUAUUUUAAUAAAUCAGCAAUAGAAACAAUAAUGCAGAUGGCAGCUGCCAAUGGGAUUGGUCGUCUGGUUAUUGGACAGAAUGGAAUCCUUUCUACCCCUGCUGUGUCCUGCAUCAUCCGAAAAAUCAAAGCCAUUGGUGGGAUCAUUCUGACAGCCAGCCACAACCCAGGAGGGCCCAAUGGGGAUUUUGGAAUCAAAUUCAAUAUUUCUAAUGGAGGUCCUGCUCCAGAAGCAAUCACUGACAAAAUUUUCCAAAUCAGCAAGACUAUUGAAGAAUAUGCAAUUUGCCCUGACCUGAAAGUAGACCUUGGUGUUCUGGGAAAGCAGCAGUUUGACCUGGAAAACAAGUUCAAGCCUUUCACAGUGGAAAUUGUGGAUUCGGUGGAAGCUUAUGCUACAAUGCUGAGAAACAUCUUUGAUUUCAACGCACUGAAAGAGCUACUUUCUGGUCCAAACCGACUAAAGAUCCGAAUAGACGCCAUGCAUGGAGUUGUGGGGCCGUAUGUAAAAAAGAUCCUCUGUGAAGAGCUUGGUGCCCCAGCAAACUCAGCAGUGAACUGUGUUCCCCUGGAGGACUUUGGAGGCCACCACCCUGACCCCAACCUCACCUAUGCUGCUGACCUGGUGGAGACCAUGAAGUCAGGAGAGCAUGAUUUCGGGGCUGCCUUUGAUGGAGAUGGGGAUCGGAACAUGAUUCUGGGCAAGCACGGGUUCUUUGUGAACCCUUCUGAUUCUGUGGCUGUCAUCGCUGCCAACAUCUUCAGCAUUCCAUAUUUCCAGCAGACAGGUGUCCGUGGCUUUGCACGCAGUAUGCCCACAAGUGGUGCCCUAGACCGGGUAGCAAAUGCCACAAAGAUCGCUUUGUAUGAGACCCCAACUGGCUGGAAGUUUUUUGGGAAUUUGAUGGAUGCAAGCAAACUGUCCCUUUGUGGGGAGGAGAGCUUUGGAACUGGUUCUGACCAUAUCCGCGAGAAGGAUGGACUGUGGGCUGUCCUGGCCUGGCUCUCCAUUUUGGCCACCCGCAAGCAGAGCGUGGAGGACAUCCUCAAAGAUCACUGGCAGAAGUUUGGUCGGAACUUCUUUACCAGGUAUGAUUACGAGGAGGUGGAAGCCGAGGGUGCAAACAAAAUGAUGAAGGAUCUGGAGGCCCUAAUGUUUGACCGCUCCUUUGUGGGGAAGCAGUUUUCUGCAAAUGAUAAAGUCUAUACUGUGGAGAAAGCUGAUAACUUUGAAUAUAGUGACCCGGUGGAUGGAAGUGUUUCACGAAAUCAGGGCUUGCGGCUUAUUUUUGCAGAUGGUUCUCGUAUCAUCUUCAGACUGAGUGGCACCGGGAGUGCAGGGGCCACUAUUCGACUGUACAUCGAUAGCUAUGAGAAGGAUGCUGCAAAGAUCAAUCAGGAUCCCCAGGUCAUGUUGGCUCCCCUUAUUUCCAUUGCUCUGAAGGUGUCCCAGCUGCAAGAGAGGACAGGACGCACCGCACCCACUGUCAUCACCUAGAAAGACAGCCAGAGGCAGUACGUCCCUCAACCCAGGACCCAUCACCACCUGAUUGAAGAGCAUGGACAGAAAUAAAGUAUAUUUGCCCGGGCUUUUUAGGAUUUGAUUUUCACUUCCCACUUGUUGAUAAACAGAGCAUUUCAGGCACUGCGGAUAGAGCUGUGUGGGAGAGCAAAAGCCAUCCUGAGGGCUCGUGCCCGUGUCUGUUUCUUCUCUUGCUCUUUUGUACUGCUGUAGGUGGGCGAUUGUCUCUAGUAUCAGGUACUGUUUAUACUACAGUGUACAGUGAAGACAGAGGGUCAGUGUCAGGCCAUGUUUCAUCCUUAGGUGGUACCCACGAAAUGACAGCAAAGUUCUUUUCUCCUCUGUGAGAUGUUCUCCUUGUUUACUGGUUACAUGUAACCCAACAAAAUACAGUUUCUGGUGCCUUCUCUCCAAUCAGUUUUCCUCAGAGUGAGACGUGCUUCCCUACAGAUUUCUGCAUUAUUUUGCAGCGUAGUCCCAACUACACAGAUACUUUGGGAUAUUAAAUCAAAACAUGUUACCUUU
Nannospalax galili (Upper Galilee mountains blind mole rat) is the source of this 2530-nucleotide messenger RNA. It is a transcript of the gene Pgm1, whose product is annotated as phosphoglucomutase 1. The transcript has 11 exons. Gene Ontology annotation, cellular component: cytosol. Bases 239 to 1981 code for a protein of 580 amino acids. Lineage: Eukaryota; Metazoa; Chordata; Mammalia; Rodentia; Spalacidae. The record is from RefSeq and is a predicted model, not a curated record. Gene Ontology annotation, molecular function: phosphoglucomutase activity; magnesium ion binding. Gene Ontology annotation, biological process: carbohydrate metabolic process.